UGGGCAUUGGACGUUGGAAGUGAAACCGGUGAAGCCGGAAAAUCUUGUCGCCGGGAAAACGAAGCGAAUCGAAACCGAAGUGUUGUGCCUUGUGCCGGUCCUCGUCUUCAUCUAUAAAUACUUUGGCAAUGCCGCGCCAACGCUUUAAUUACGUUUUUGUCCUUGACAUUGAGACCACGGCAGCGGAUCGCAGAGGAGCGAUUUGUCAGCGUUUUAAAACGCCAGUGUAAUUGUGACGCGAUUUCCGCAGAAUAACUCGAGUUGAGUGUUUAAGCGACAUGCGGUUCUAUAUAACGACCCAUUUGCCGCCCAUCCUGCUUGCUUUGAUCUGCCUGGGGACACGCCCCCCGCCCAUCGGGGCGGUUAGGGGCGGUGCACCUGUUGUGGUCGCCGAUGACGAUGACGAAACCAUGGAAUACGCCCCGCAAUAUGAGCAUCCGGGCUACGCAUUCAGCUACGGGGUCAAGGAUCUGCACACCGGGGAUGUGAAAUCCCAGUGGGAGUCCCGCGAUGGCGAUGGGGUCAAGGGUCACUACAGCAUACUGGAACCAGACGGCUCCAUACGAACGGUGCACUACACAGCAGAUGCCAAGAAGGGAUUCAAUGCGAUUGUGAAGACAGUGGGGGCCAAUUCGCAUCCCAUCACAGAGAGCCCGGAGGGCAGCAACCACGUUAACGAUGACACCUCGCAGUCAAAGAUCAACCACUACAGUAAGGAUCAGGAGCACAUUGUGCUCAGCUCAGACAUCAAGCCUCUGAAGAGACCCAUCGAGGACUUGACUCACUCCCAUCCGAAGAUCCCGAGCUUGAUUGAGAUCAAGCCGCACGCCAGGAUCAAGCAGGUGCCCAUGGACAUGGAUCCGGGCAUCAGGGACCGUCUGCAGCAGGCCAGGGAUACUUACUACAAGCAAAUAGCCGCUGCCCAUAAGUUAGAGGACUACUCGCAGAAACUUCACCCCACUUACGCGGUGCAGGAGGGCGAUUGGAAGGCGGUGAUUGUGAAUGAGCCCAAGGAGUACCGACCCCAUUACACCACAGCAUCCCCGGCACACUCCCAUUUCUACGAGCACUACAAGCCCAAGGAGAUACCCCACAACUACAUACACAAGCCUUCCCUUCCCCAGCAAUCGCUGCACACUAGUUUCUCACCCUCAAAGCCCAGGGUCAGCAUCCCCGAGAGCAUUUCCAACCACGUUCACCAGAAGAAGGUGGUCCACACCACUCCGGGCUUGAAGCACUACAAGUACAAGGGGGUGUCCAAGUCCUACUCCCGACCCGAUUACUCCAGCUACUUCCACCGCAAGCCCAAGAAGCUGCGGCCCCAGCAUCCCAAGCAGAAGCCACGCGUCCAUAGACCCGAAAAGUCCGGGCCGGUUCUGUUCCCAAAGAGCCUAGAGGAGGAGUUUGAGGACUUCGAGGAGGACGAACAGGGCGCGGCGUCGGCCACUCUGGUCCAGAACAUGGUGCGCAAGGACAAGAAGCACAUGGUUCCCAUGUAUGCGGGCGGUCACAGCUUCGAUUCCGGCAGCUAUCGCACCUUGGAAGGAGUCUAGGAGUCUAGGGUUAAGAGUGCCUCCCAUCUUUAUUUAUUUUGUUCGUUCUAUAAUUAAUUUAUUUGCUUAGUCAUGUAAUGUUUAGAAAUUGUUUGUCUAAUAAAAAAUGUCCAAAAA
Messenger RNA from Drosophila yakuba, 1670 nucleotides. RefSeq lists its product as uncharacterized. The record is from RefSeq and is a predicted model, not a curated record. Gene Ontology annotation, cellular component: extracellular matrix. NCBI's taxonomy places the organism in Eukaryota, Metazoa, Arthropoda, Insecta, Diptera, Drosophilidae. The transcript is spliced from 3 exons. The coding region runs from base 279 to 1553 and encodes 424 amino acids.